AUGGGAGAGGACUUUGAUGAGAUAAAUGACUUUCUGGGAAACGAUUUCUAUGAUGAAGAACCUGCAAUCGACAAUGAUAAUGAGAAUUCUGAUGAUCAUGUUUUGAACAAUUUACUAGAGAAGGAAAACAAGGAGGCAGUGAAGAAACGCAAUAAAAUGAGACCACAACCAAAGCUGAAUGAAGCUACGCUAACUGGACCCAAGGGCAUCCAGGCUUUGAUGGACUCAUUCAAAAAUUACAAACCUGAUCCGUCCAAAGACCCAUAUGAAAAUCUAGAUGUCAUGCUGAAAAAAUAUGAACAUUGGGCACAUGUCAUGUUUCCAAAGCUAAAGUUUGAAGACGUUGUAAGCAGAUGUGAAGCACUCGGAGAAAAGAGAGCUGUAAAGGUCUAUAUGACAAAGUCUCGACUAGGUAUGCCGCUCACCGAUGAGGAUUUUCUCCCAUAUAGGAAGGACAAGAAUCAGGUAACCAUUCAUUUCUUUCCUGUUUUCCAGUGUUGUAAGCACUGAAA
Molecule: messenger RNA, 512 nt
Organism: Cylicostephanus goldi
Lineage: Eukaryota; Metazoa; Nematoda; Chromadorea; Rhabditida; Strongylidae
Source: the annotation of a GenBank genome assembly